Molecule: messenger RNA, 2220 nt
Organism: Heterobilharzia americana
Lineage: Eukaryota; Metazoa; Platyhelminthes; Trematoda; Strigeidida; Schistosomatidae
Source: the annotation of a GenBank genome assembly
AACGAAUUCAAGAGAGGUCAUUACAUGUCGCGAGUCGUUCAGUGAUGACUUCUUCACACAGCUCAUCUUCUAGCAGUUUGAACACUCUUAGGCAAAAUUUUAAUCCUGAAGGAGAACAGUUUUCCUAUUCCUCUCAACAUGCUGCUUUCAACGCUUAUCCACUGGAAUGCUCACCACAUUUUCUGAACCCCACCAACGAAGUGAUAUAUAUGCCUUUAAAUCCCACAAACAUACCUCUGUCACUGCAACCGACAUGUGUUUCUAAUGAGAAGCCGAGUGAUUGUGCUCAGAGCUACAGUCAGCCUAUCUGCCAUGGAUUUAUUUUUCCGAAUUCAGUAACGGGCCCAGAUGAUGCGACUGGAGAUCUGACAAAUAUUCCAAGUGCUCAGAUUCCACCAGAGAAUUCUUCUUACGACAUGCCAGAUCACCUUUUGAGUGAAAGUCUUGGUGAUACAGACCAUAAUGCUCAAAGGCAGUUGCAACUCUUACUACUUCAGAAAUUGAUUGAGCUACAGCUUACCGAGUACUAUAAUUCUCUAAAAGUCCCUUUUGCACUUCAAAGUGAAUCAAAUUUUCACCCUCAAAACCCAGAAAGUCUUCCAUGUAUUAUCGAAAGUCAAGAAUUAGAUGAUCAUUUUGGCCAAAACUGGGCUGUAAACAAUGAACACUCGGAUAUGUCAACAUUUCUAGUACCUGUUGAGGCUAAGUUCGAAGGAGAAAGUGCUCUUUCCCUGCACAUAACACCUAGAGACGAUAACAACUCCAGUGGCCAAGGAAGCCCAGUUACUAUGGAAUGUCCCAGUCAACCACUUGUUUUGUACCCGUUUACAGUUCAGCAUGAUACAUCACCAGAAGACACAUCAUCAGCGAAUCAGUCGAUUCUCGAUACGUGCACGACUGCCCCAGCUGCUCAGACAUUGACUAUGAAGGAUAUACAUCAAUGCGUACAAAAAGGUUCAUUUGAAUUCUCUUCUGAUUCAGGAAAAGAUAUAGUUGAGAGUAUACGAGGUCAUACGAGACCUGGAUUUGUGUUGCUGAGUGUUCGGCAUGAAAAGAUAAAAGAGGGGAAAAAAGCUUCAGCAGAUUCCAAACCCGGCUUCAAGAAGAUUCGUUCUUCGCCCAAUCUGGGACACCCAAGUCCCGGUGCAAAAGCAUCGAAUGAUUCUGCGUCGAAGAAGUCGUCUAGAAAGCGAUUAAAGUAUGCAAAAAGUGAAGCAGAACUCAAAAGACGUUCUUUUAAAAUUUCACCCAAGCCUACUGUGAAGAAAUUGAGGAAUGACGGGGUGACACAGUGUUCAGUGGAACUAACGGAAGAUGAUAUUAAAGGUCUGUCGCCUCAGUCAAGGUUCAGAGUAACUAGAUUUGCAGAUAAAAAGCAAGCUUGGGUUGCCCGCUUAAAAGAAGGUUGCUUUGUUGUACAUGACCUUUGGACAACUAAGCUUCCAGAAUAUGUGUCAAAAUGUGCUGAGCACUUGAAGCAGUCAGGUUCUGAUUUCUUUAUGCAUGGAGACAAAUAUUAUCACCUGCCUUAUCCUCUGAAUGAUAUUAUAAAUGGAAAAUGUGUAGCUUGCCAGAAACCAUAUCCUAAUGCUUACAGUUGUUGUACGGAUUCAAAAUUCGUUCGGUGAAAGCCAUCUACAUUCAUCUAGACAAAACCAAUGAUCAUGAUAACCAUUCUUCUGAACAUUCUUUAAUGUUCAAUAUUAUGAUGUCUUCCGCGAUACAAUCAAUUGAUGGAGCGUCUUUACAUCGCUUUUUUGAGAGAGACAAAUAAACUUAAGAACAUUUUGACUCAAACAUACUUUUGAAAAUAGAGCAAUCGUGAAGAUUCAACAUCGUGUAGGCAUUUCCUCAAUAAAUGUUUUCCCAGUUUAGUUCAGUUAUCAAGAAAUUGUGUUCACAUUUUUUUCCUAUAAUUUUUUUAUUUCAUUUUUACUCUGUUCUCAUGUCACUGAUUUACAUAAAUACUUUCAACUUCCAAGCUGACAGAAAUGCGGUUAAACACAUAUUCCUAGUCAUUCAGUUGAACAGAUAUAUAUCUUCAGAAAGAAUUUAUGUAAACGUACCAAUAGUGAUCAUGUUAAUCAUGUAGUUUCACACAAAUAUUUUUUACUAUACCAGAAUUACUUUUCUUACCUUUGAUUUCAUAUAUGCUUGAUCGUUUUCCUGUAUAGUUUCCUUCGAGAGUGAACUUUGGAUAAUAAAUUUUCAUAGAAAGCA